Molecule: messenger RNA, 705 nt
Organism: Hevea brasiliensis (rubber tree)
Lineage: Eukaryota; Viridiplantae; Streptophyta; Magnoliopsida; Malpighiales; Euphorbiaceae
Product: late embryogenesis abundant protein Lea14-A
Exons: 2
Coding region: 82-537 (151 amino acids)
Biological process (GO): response to desiccation
Cellular component (GO): cytosol
Source: RefSeq, a predicted model, not a curated record
CCAUUAGCAACCACACUAUCCAAUCCAUAUUCUCUCUUCAUUUUGAUUAAUUUUUUUCUUUCCCCUACAUCUAAUUUUACAAUGUCGCAGCUGAUGGACAAGGCCAAAAACUUUGUGGCAGAGAAGGUAGCCAACAUAAAAAAGCCGGAGGCUACCGUCACAGACGUGGAUCUGGGUAGCGUCCACCGUGAUCGCGUAGAAUACAACGCCAAGAUUUCUGUCAAUAACCCAUACGGGCAUCCUCUUCCCAUUUGCGAGGUCUCCUACACUCUCAAAAGCGAUGGCAGAGUGAUUGUAUCGGGGAAUAUGCCAGACCCUGGAUCACUGAAGGCAAGUGACAUAACAAUUCUGAAUGUACCAUUGAAGGUGCCACACAGCAUACUAGUGAGCUUGGUAAGUGACAUUAGCAGAGACUGGGACAUAGAUUAUGAUUUAGAAGUGGGUCUCACCAUUGACCUUCCUAUCAUUGGCGACUUCACCAUUCCUCUCUCUAGCAAGGGCGAGGUCAAGCUCCCUACGCUUUCUGAUUUCUUCUGAUGCCUUUCUCCUUAUUUGGAUUAUGCCGCCUUCUAUAUUUUGCUUUUUAUUGCCAAUCAAACACUAAUGAUAUAAAUGUUUCAAUUCAAUUAAACUCAUAAUGGCUUGUUUGUUGUUUCCUUGUAGAUUUAUGUUUGAAUAAUUUAUUAAGCUCUCAUAUUCAGAUCA